UAAACUUAGCCAUCACGUGACGCAAUAUGACAACGUGAACGUGAUUGGUCGACAGUCUGCCGGGUGAGGAGUUAUACGUUCCGCCAUCCAAUGCAAUGCCCAAUGGGAUUCCUAUCUCCUUUCUAUAAUAUCUCUGCAGUGGGCGCUUUCUGUCCACACUCUUCUACGAGAGUUGGCCGUGUGACUCGAAUGUGCUUUAUUCAAAUUGUGGUGUAAACGAAACCAUCGAUAUCUGUAGGAGAAAUAUUGUACAAUAUAACAGUCAGUGGAGACUUCUGUAGCAUGCACAGCCUGACACCUCGAAUCCACCAUCUCCCUUCUUUUUAAAGGAAUGACUUUCAAUACUAUCAAAAGUUUUAAGCUGGAGUUGGACGGGCCGGGCGAUGCUGUGUAUGCCAGCAGCGAGAUAGUGUCCGGACAGGUCGUUUUGGAGCUCAACAGGGAUACGAAAGUGCACUCCAUGAAGGUCCUUGGAAGAGGGGUUGCCACUGCCCACUGGCUUGAGAAUCGCAGUGGGGGCAUGAAAGCCGUUUACAACGACUACACCUCCAAUAUCACUUACUUCAGGAAGAGGCAACAUCUCAUCCGAGAUAAUGGCGAGCUCACCCUCCUCCCUGCUGGAAGACAUGAAUUCCCGUUUAGUUUCCAGUUGCCUGAAGAGACACUGGUGACAUCGUUCGAAGGCAAGCAUGGCAGCGUCCGCUACUGGGUGAAAGUGAAGCUGCAUAGGCCCUGGGCUACAGUGCGGAAGAUCAAGAAGGAGUUCACAGUCAUCGAGCCCAUUGACAUCAACACACCAGCCUUAUUGGCCCCCCAAGCUGGCACUAAAGACAAGAUGGCACGGGUGUGGUACCGCAACUUGGGACAGGUGUCAAUAACCGCUAAGAUCGAUCGCAAAGGUUACACACCAGGUGAGGUGAUUCCCGUAUUUGCUGAGUUUGACAAUGCCACCUCACGCUCGGUGGUGCCCAAGGCCUACAUCACACAGACGCAGACGUUCAUCGCUCGGGGCACCAUGAAGCAGAAGCAAGCGGUUGUGGCCACGCUUAGUGGCGACGUGGUGGGCGCCCAGCGCAGGGAGAUCUGGCACGGCCGCGCCAUCAAGAUCCCACCGGUCGGGCCCUCCAUCCUGCAGUGCCGCAUCAUCAAAGUGGAAUACAUGCUCAAGGUGUGUGUGGAUGUUCCUGGGACCUCUAAGCUGUGCCUGGAGCUGCCCCUGGUCAUGGGCACCAUCCCCCUGCAUCCCUUUGGUAGCCGCACCUCCAGCGUCAGCAGCCAGUACAGUGUCAACCUGGAAUGGCUCCGCAUGGCCAUCCCCGAGCAGCCUGAGCCUCCUCCUGACUACAGCUCUGUGGUGACGGAUGAGGAGGCUGAGCGGAACACUACGGCCCCCUGUCCUGAGGAGGACCUCAGUGGUAUUAUGGAGCACCCUCUCAGGGCCUUUGUCCAGGAGUUCCGCUUCCGACCCCCUCCGGUGUACUGCGAGGUCGACCCAAACCCUCAGCCCCUCAACAUGAGACGUCGCUGCAUGACGUGUUGAACCAUAAGCCCCACUUGAGCGUCACACGAUGACCCUAUUUUAAUUAAACAAAGCGUAGAGUUUUGUCUUCUCCUGGAUUACUCUCCGAAACUGGCGACCCGGUACUAAGAUGUGGCCUCUGUUGUUGGAAGGGACUUAGAGUACCACCGAGAGGGUGGAGGAGAUGGAGGCGACAGGAACUGCUUGUGGAUGAAGUCCUUUUUAAAAAGGAAGGGGGACAUGUUACGUUCAACAAGAAAAGGAAAUAACUUCUCCCAUGGUUCCUGUCCUUCCAAGUGAUACUGGCUCAGGAUGAGGAAACCGAGCCGCCCCGCCCGCCAAUCAAUGAACACCCACACAAUAAAUGUUUUGUGUUUUACAGAGUUUGGGGAAAUAUUGGGGGAGGAUCACUUGAUUUUUGUGAGGGGGAGAGUUGGAGUUGCAGAUGAAACCUAAGCCUCAAAGAAUGCGAUGUUAUCUUCAGUUUACAUCUGCAAAUGAACAAAUGAUCAGCUGGCUUGGUGUUAAGAGGCAUGUGUAACCAUCAUCUCUUAAUACCCAACUCCCCCUUGCCUGGUAACAUGUAGUAUGACUCAAUCAUGAUGACUAUGUCUACUGUUAGUCAAGUAAGUGUUAUUCAAGUAAGCACUUAUCUGAGACUGUUUGGUGAGGAGGAGUUGAGUCAGCAGGUUUUGACAUUUAGCCGGGUAAUACUAUGCAAAAGGGAAAACCUGAAUCUUGUAGUAUCUGAAAAUGUACUGAAAUGAUUCCAUGAGAGAUUCUGAUAAAGCAGCUGUCCUCUGUAUGAGGAUGUUCAAUGUAUUCUGAAUGUUAAUACGACAGUAAUGGAUGAAAAAACUAAACAGUUGAGUUUUUUUGCAUGUGGAAGAAAAGUGUGUGUGUUUUGAAGCUGCUGCAAGCUCAAAUGAUUAGCUUUAGAAGCGACUAUGGAGGAAAUAUCUGAGCCAUGUGGUUUGUGCAUUUGAUUCAACCCAGAUGCCUGUGCCUUGAUGUUUUCGAACAGUCUGUGAACGUCUGCAGAACAUUUGCUCAGCGUUACUUUAAGCCUUAAGUUGGAGAUGUCACUUUGAAGUGUACUAAAGAACUGACUUCAGGUCAGCAAUGCAGCUUAGGUGUCAUGCGCAGUGCAGCACACAGCUGAAACUGAAUGUAUUUUAUACAAAUGACAUUGGCAAAUUCUGUGAAUCAACAAAGUUUUUGUAAUUCCUUUUCUAAUAAAAACACUGAAACAGA
Messenger RNA from Coregonus clupeaformis (lake whitefish), 2773 nucleotides. RefSeq names its product arrestin domain-containing protein 2-like. The coding region runs from base 332 to 1540 and encodes 402 amino acids. Lineage: Eukaryota; Metazoa; Chordata; Actinopteri; Salmoniformes; Salmonidae. The record is from RefSeq and is a predicted model, not a curated record. The transcript has 8 exons. Gene Ontology annotation, cellular component: cytoplasm; plasma membrane. Gene Ontology annotation, biological process: protein transport.